Molecule: messenger RNA, 2869 nt
Organism: Phaedon cochleariae (mustard beetle)
Lineage: Eukaryota; Metazoa; Arthropoda; Insecta; Coleoptera; Chrysomelidae
Source: the annotation of a GenBank genome assembly
AUUUAAUUCAUGUUUUAGUGCCUUUAGUGGAAGUAGUGGAACGGUGGAUAUCUCCCAUAGAGAAAUGAAUAUCUCCUCAUGAUUUUCAGAAGGCCGUUGAGGGAUGAAUCUGGGGAAAAUGGAUGUUUUUGAAUUCAAGGAUGCAAAAUGUAAUCCUGAUAUUAUCCAUCCAUAUACACAGAAUUUGAAAAAUAAUUCGGUUCCCAUUGUAAUUGAUAAUGGUUCUUAUAUGUCCAGAGCAGGGUGGUCAACUAGUGAAGCACCUGUUUUACAAUUCAAAAAUAUAAUAGCAAAGCCUCGAAAAGAGAGGUCCAAGAAGGACACUAUAGAGCCAAUACAGAUUCCACAACUACAAGUUGGAAAUGAUAUUCUGAAUAUUGAGGCAGUACGAUUUCAACUGAAAACACAAUUUGAUCGUAAUGUAGUUACUCAUUUUGAAGCUCAAGAACAUCUGUUUGAUUACACAUUCACACAUCUAGGAAUAGAUACUGAAAAUUCUGUGAAUCAUCCACUAUUUCUAACAGAAGCGUUUUUGAAUCCAAAUACUUCCAGACAGUUAAUGUCUGAACUGUUAUUUGAAUGCUAUGGAAUACCAGGAGUAGUGUAUGGAAUUGAUUCCCUAUUAUCCUAUCAUUAUACACAAGCUAAGCCAUUAGAAAAUGCCCUGAUUAUAAACCUGGGCUACCAGACAUGCCAUGUCAUUCCUGUUCUUGGGAAUAAGACUGUUUUUGAGAAUACCAGGAGACUUAAUAUAGGGGGAUGGAAUGUCAUUACUUUUCUACAUAGAAUAUUACAGCUGAAAUAUCCUGCACAUGCAGCAGCUGUUACAUUGAGUAGAGCUGAAGAAUUGCUGCACACAAUUUGUGUCAUAGCUUCAGAUUAUAAGGAAGAGAUGAAGAGGUGGACUGACAAUGAAUAUUAUGAAAAGCAUAUUAAGAAAAUCCAGUUACCCUUCAGUUCAGCAAGUACCAGUUCUGCAUUAACAUUAGAACAACAAAAGGAAAGAAAACGUGAGCUUGCCAGGAGAUUAACAGAAAUCAACGCUCGCAAAAGGGAAGAAAGGUUAGCUGAAGAUCAAGAAAAAUUGAGACAAUUAUUGGAAAUUCAAGAGAUUAUUGAUUUUGGUGCAGAUAAAGAUGAAGUAGACAAUAUUCUAGCUGAGUAUCAACUGAGGAAUGUGAAUGAUUUACAAAAAAGUAUACUGAAUCUAAAUAUGAAAAUUGAGAAAAUUAAACAGAAAAUAACUGCUGCCAAUAAUACUGAAGAUCUGGAAGAGCCCCCUGUGAAGCAAGCUAAAUUAUCCAAAAUGGUGUUUGAGAAUGAAAGUGCAUUACAUUCAUUUUUAGACAACAUUAAAAAAAUGAAACAAGACAUUCUAAACAAAAAACUCAUGAGGAAGCAGAGGAAACAAGACAUUUUCAAAAGAAGAACAGCAGCUGGUCAAGAACGCAUGAGAAUUAUUUCUCAAUUAGCAAGAAAAGAGAAAGGAAAUGAUGAUUUUGGAAUGAGAGAUGAAGACUGGGAUAUUUACAAGACUAUCAGCAAAGAUGGUGGAGAUUCCGAUAGCGAUGUUGAAAAUGAGAAGCUCUUGGAGUUCGAGGAAAUCUUGCGUACUCACGAUCCCCAGGAGUUCGACGAACAUGCCAAUCUGGGAGAGUUGCAUCAACUACACGUCGGCAUAGAGAGGUAUCGAGCACCCGAGUUGAUCUUCAAGCCGUACAUGUCGGGCUCCCCAGAAGCUGGCCUGUCCGAAGUUAUAGGUUAUGUUUUGUCGUUGUUCGGCGAUGAAGACCAGCUGAAAUUGGCGGCGAACGUUGUGGUCACGGGGGGUUUGGCUAAUUUGAAGGGGCUCAGGGAGCGGUUGUUGGUCGACCUCAUUUCUAUAAGGCCGUUUCGAUCCGAGAUUUCGACCAUGGCUUGUGCGGACGCUGUUCUGAAAUUUCUCCAAGAACACAAUCGACCUUUUUCCAACAACGAUAUCCAAAGUGGGGUUAAGGGUUCUGGUGAUUUUGGGAAAGCAGCUGUUCAGAAAUCUCUAGAUGUCUUGGUUAGGCAUGACAAAGUCAAAGAAAAAGUGUAUGGAAAGCAGAAGGUAUAUUGUAUAAUACAAAAACAUGAUGCAUCUGGAAGUAAAUUGCGGGAACAACUGCUGGAAAUGGAUAGACAAGUCAAUGAUAUAACAUUGAAGAUGAACGAAGUUAACGAAAAACUCAAGAGCAAAUCGCAGUUAGUUAAAAAUAUGAAAGGAAAAAUGACAUUGACUGAAGCUAUUCAACAGAACGUGGAGCUUGAUGGUGAACUGGAAUCAAUCAAGCAACAACUGUUGAAAUAUCAUGGAACCCAAACUAUUUCCCCCACGAAGAAGUUGGAAGUGGAAAAAGAGUUUGAAAAAUAUUUGAGUCAUUACAAAAAACGUAAGCGCAUGUGCAUGGAUAUAUUAAACUCUAUUUUGGAAAAUUAUCCCAAAACAAAGAAACAGUUGUUUGAAGAUAUUGGAGUGGAAACUGACGAAGAUGUUGGGUUUUCUAUUGAGAAGCUGUAGCUAUCUUUAAGUUAAUAUUUAUAGUUGAUCAUUUCGAAAUAUAUUAUUUUCAUUGAUUUACUUACUCUACUAAUGAUAAUACCAGCAAUCGAUAUCCUGAUCUUGGGUCCUUUCAGUAGUUUAUACCUUAGAUCCACUCCGUUCCAGAAAGACACGAAAUAUCUCUUUAUUUGGAUGUUGUCACCACCAUGUAAUCGGUAUCCAUCAUAAUCGACAAUAACCAAAAUUUCCGGAUAAAUUGUGUAUGGAGCUUCUCGUUUGUUCCGUGACUUUUCUAAGGCUUGUGCACUUCGUUUAUAUCUUUUCGCUAAGUGAUCUGGUUCCAUG